Chelonia mydas (Green sea turtle) is the source of this 8959-nucleotide messenger RNA. RefSeq names its product RAB3C, member RAS oncogene family (gene RAB3C). Lineage: Eukaryota; Metazoa; Chordata; Testudines; Cheloniidae. Gene Ontology annotation, cellular component: plasma membrane; endosome; synaptic vesicle. Gene Ontology annotation, molecular function: GTPase activity; GTP binding. The transcript has 5 exons. The record is from RefSeq and is a predicted model, not a curated record. Gene Ontology annotation, biological process: protein localization to plasma membrane; protein secretion; regulation of exocytosis. Bases 838 to 1521 code for a protein of 227 amino acids.
GGAGUCAAGGAGCUCAAUCUGUUAGCUUAAGAAAGAGAAGGCUAAGGAGUGACUUGAUUGCAGUCUAUAAGUACCAAAUGGGAACAAAUAGUUGAUAAUGGGCUUUUAGUUUGACAGAGAAAGGUACAGAGUAAUAAAAUCCAAGGUUUAGAUGUUGAACUAGACAAAUUUAGACUGGAAAUAAGGUAUAAUUUUUUUUCCCUAUGGGGGUAAUUAAACAAUAAACAAUUUACCAAAGCUUGUGGUGGAUUCUCCGUCACUGCGCAUUUUAAAAUCAAGGUUGGAUUUUUUUUUUUUUUUUUUUUUUUUUAGAGAGGCUGUAGUUCAAAAGGAAUCAUUUUGUGGAAGUUCUAUGGCCUGUGUUAUACACUUAUAUAGGAGGUCAGACUAAAUGAUCACAAUGGUCCCUUCCAGCCUUGGAAUCUAUGACUCUGUUCUCAGCCCAUGCCAUCACACUUUUAUUUUGUAUUUGUGGGAAUAAGAAGACAGAUGCCCAUAUGAUUGGAGACUUACUUCCAUGCAGUGCAUAGGAUUAUGCCUACUGUUUAUGCUUGCUUAUGCCCUGUAUACUGAGGUUGUGGCUUCCCUUCAAGCCAGAGGGGGAGGAACCACCCUCUCUGCCCAAGUGGGCCUAGCCAGACCUGUGUUGCCCCUCCCACCAGAAGUGGUUAACAGGAAAUAUAAAGGGCAGGGCCUCCAGCUCAGUUGGGGCUGAGACACCAGGGAGGCAGAUGGAUUCUGCUAGCUCCCAACUGCUGACAAGCCCAGCGACACCCUACCUGAUGGGGAACAUGGUGUCUUUCGCGGACCAGGACUGCCGCUGGCCACCUACCUGAGAUGGAAGAUGCCCCAUGGUUCCAGAUGGCAUCUGCUCAAGAUUCCAGAUAUGGCCAGAAAGACACGUCUGACCAGAACUUUGAUUACAUGUUCAAAUUGCUCAUCAUUGGCAACAGCAGUGUCGGGAAAACCUCCUUUUUGUUCCGUUAUGCUGACGAUUCAUUUACAUCUGCAUUUGUAAGCACGGUCGGGAUCGAUUUCAAAGUCAAAACGGUUUUCAAAAAUGAAAAAAGGAUUAAGCUACAGAUUUGGGACACGGCAGGUCAGGAGAGAUAUAGGACAAUUACCACAGCCUAUUACCGGGGAGCAAUGGGCUUCAUUUUAAUGUAUGACAUCACAAAUGAAGAAUCCUUCAAUGCUGUGCAAGACUGGUCAACUCAAAUCAAAACAUACUCGUGGGAUAAUGCCCAGGUUAUUUUGGUCGGUAAUAAAUGUGACAUGGAGGACGAGCGGGUAAUCUCCACUGAGAGAGGCAAACAUUUAGCAGAGCAACUUGGUUUUGAAUUUUUUGAAACAAGUGCCAAGGACAACAUAAAUGUCAAGCAGACAUUCGAGCGGCUUGUAGAUAUCAUCUGCGACAAAAUGUCAGAAAGUCUGGAGACGGAUCCUGCCAUAGCUGCUGGAAAACAGAACACAAGACUAAAGGACACCCCUCCUCCACAGCAACCCAACUGCGGCUGUUAAUACAGUUAUCAACAGAGGCAGCUCCAGUGUGUUCUAUUGCCAACAGAGUAUUUACAGAUGGUCUAUAAGCCUUUAUUUAUACUGUCUUUUUAAUUUAUUUGGGGACAAUGUGUUUAUUUUAUGUCAAUGGCUGGUACAAUGUGUGCAAACAAUUUGUAAGGACUGCCCAUUUCUAAGCAUCUUUGCAUGUGGCUAAUUGUCUGUCUUUUCUUUUUAUCCUACGUGCAUUACACUUGCUUCAGCUGGUUCUGUGACCUCAGAACACAGGUUGUCUACAACUGACUUUAACUUAAUCAGUUUCAAAUUAUACCAUUUACUCCUUGAUGUAAUGAGCAUGGUAUUUAGGAAUAAGCUUUCUGAUGCCAUUUAAAUUUUCAUUGACUGAAAAAUCUAUUUUAAAGUAUAAUCUGAAUAUACUAUCUAUUCCCUGUCUUAUCCAGAUAAUUUGUCUGAGGCACACUUCCCUGAAGGUAAUGCUCUGGCAAAUCCAUGUCCAUCACCAAAAUUCAGUUACCUCUACCCCGCACAACAUGGCCACUUCGAAAUUCAGAGUGACAGCAGCUGCCUAACCCAAAACACAGGUUCCUACCCCUCGAUAUAAGGAGAAAUUCUGUUAGCUGCUGGCAGGAUAGGGGCUGGCUGUGUUCCAUUUCCAUCCACGAGCCAAUUCACUACAAUACUGAUAUAGAAGAGAGUUGUGAAAUGUCAUUCUUCUUUAAGUUACCUGGUUUAGAUAAUAUGCUACAGUUCUUGAUACUACCCCAGCAGAGCCAAAUCUGUUAUGUACAUUUAUUCAUAACCAAAAAUAACCUACUCGUAUUGUUCUGGAGGUUGCAUUGUUUUGGCCUUUAGGAAUUUCAUGUUUCAUUCUUGAAAAUGGUGUCUAUAUAUUAAUUUUAUAGUCUGAGAGACUCUCCUCUGUAUUGAUUGCAAAGGCCCAUUUCUCUCCUCAGAAGUGCCACUCCUAUUGAAGUCAGCAGGACUUGUUUGUGAGGACAGAAAUGGAUCUGUUCAAUUUGAAAAAUAGUUUGAUCUAGAUAUAUCUUGCUGAGGGCUUUCUUGUGACAGUCAGAAAUUGGCAACAUUUUUGGAAAAUUCACAGAGAAAUAAAAAGUUCUCCAAUGAGUUCCUCCACUAGACUGUGUCAAUCACUUAGAAAAUCCACGAAAGGCUUUGAAGAUAGCAGAAUGUCUGCAGGUUUUUUUUAAAGCAUUUUUUAAAAUAGUCAUUUCUCACCAUGUUAAUAAGCUCUUGCUCUACUAAUUGGAAGCACUUUGCACUGUUGCCUUAUCUGGGUCACAGUGAUAUUCCUCAAUUAAUGACAUCAUUGAGGCAACAUUAACUUUUUAUUGUUCUUAUUAGAUCAGCUUCAGUACCAGGAUGACAUUUCUCAAGCUAGACAUAACACAAAAAAGGGAAGAAAAAUAGGAAAAUGUGUUAGAGCAGCUGCUAAUGCCAUACCUGACUGUAAGGCAAUACCUAUGCAACACAUUGCCUUUUUCGUAAGGUAAUUUAUAUAAUCUCAUCAAACACACUAAGGCCAUGUCUACACUAGGGAAAAAGGUGUAGUUAAGACACUGUAACUAUUACAUGUUAAAAUCCUAGUUUAGGCAAGAUUAACACAUUAGUUGGUUGAGGUAAACCCAAGUGUAAACUUCUGUUAAAACUAUAAAUUGACUUGACUACACUAGGAUCUUACACAUAUCAGUUAACACUCCUAGCUAGCACCUACACUGUUUUUCUUAGUGAAAAAUGAGCCAUAUCAUUUGGCUCCAUGGAAAAACCUGAGGAAAGGGAAAGGGGAUUGGUCCUGCUUUGAGCAGGGGGUUGGACUAGAUGACCUCCUGAGGUCCCUUCCAACCCUGAUAUUCUAUGAUUCUAUGGCUAUUCACUGCCCUACAUUUAUCCCUGUCGUGGGCAGAUUAGUAGGAAGGGGAAGAGAAAGUGUAAUCGAGCAGAGCCAGUUUGCCUAGCUCUUGGCAUCCACAUGGCAUGCCAGUCACUACUCUUCCUGGCCCUCCCUCCCAUUUCUAGGCCUCCAGCUUGAUAGUUGUACUCCUCCAGCUGUGGCUAUGCACUCCAGGAUACUCUGAGGAUAGAAGUAUUUGGCCAAAGAUUUGUAUUGGUUUUCCAAUUAACAAAAAAAUUUAAAACAUUUUAAGGAAAGCAGAUGCUUUCCCAGAAAAUGUUGGGGUUAUUGAUCCACCACCACCACCUCCCCCACACACACCCCCACCCCUCUUUUUUUAAAUUUUUUAUGGAAAACAGUCUUGAAGGAAAAUUUUCAACCAGUCCUCUCAACUGAACCAGCCCUGGGAACUUCACUACGUAAUGCCUGGUGCGAUGUCAUCAGCAGUGGUCACUCUGGCUAGCACCAUGGUCCUCAGUAGACUAUGCAUGUUUGAUGAUGAUGACCUGGUAAAAGAGUAGAGAAUAGAAGCUGUAGAGCAAAAAAUUAAUGCAUAGAUUCCAAAGCCAGAAAGAACCACUGUGAUCAUUUAGUCUGACCUUCUCUAUAAUACAGGCCGUAGAACAUCCCCAAAAUAAUUUCUAGAGCGUAGCUGUUACAAAAAACAUCCAAACUUGGAUUUAAAAACUGUCACUGAUGGAGAAUCCACCACAACCCUUGGUAAAAUGUUCCUGUGCUUAAUUACGCUCACUGUUAAAAGUGUCUGCCUUAUUUCCAGUUUGAAUUUGUCUAGCUUCAACUUCCAGCCCUUGGAUCAUGUUAUAUCUUUAAUGCUGUUAACUAACUUCCACUGUGUUUCCCUUUGUACAAUGCUCUAGGGGAGCAUGCCUCCCACUGCAGUGAGCCAGGUCCCUUGUAACUUCUGUGCAGAGUCCCAAGCAUUGCUGUCAAACAGGGCUUGCUGCCAUUCUCCAGCAUGAUAUGUGCUGUAAUGCCUCCUGGGGCAGUGUGGGCUGUAGCUCUUACAGCAUCUUCAGACAACGUGCACCUUGGACUGCCUCCCACCACCAGCCUCCUUCUGGUGUUUGUUGGUACAUGGCAGGUGGGACAGGGGACAUUGCCACAUCUCACACUAAUUCAGACAUGCGCUCUGGAAUGUGUAGUACACCACAAGUCCUAGCGCUCCCCCAAUCUUUGCUCAGGGACACGGGCUGCAGCAUGGCUGCAUCCAUGCAGCAGCAUGAGGAGGAGGAGGAGAAGGCUAUUUGCUGUCUCACCCAUUCAGUGCAUUCAGGCCUUGGUUUUCCCUCAUAGAAUUUAAGGUCAGAAGGUACCAUCAUGAUCAUCUCACUUAGGUUUUAAUUCCAGUCCUUUGAUCCUCUGUUGACAAUGUAGACACUCUGUAGUGCUGUGAUCUGAAGGACAGCUGGCAGCACUAGCCUAACUUGUUAAGAAGUGUGAGGCAGGUUGAGUGAAAGAUGAUAUUUUUUGUCAAUUUAAAUUAAAUACAUUAAAAUAAAUGGAAUGGGGGGAUUUGGGGGGGGGGGGGGAUUCUCCUCUCCUUCCUGUUGUAAAAAGAAACACUUGUCCUGCCUUGCCCCUGUUUAAUACAUUAUAAGCAAUGGGAAGGUAGCAGGAUGCAAGAGCAAACUUGUCCUUAGGAGGCCGACCGUGCUUUAUAAGGAAAACAUAUGCAUACAGGAAAACUAGUAUCAGAGAUGGAGCAAAAAAAACCCUAUCCCUGGAUGGGAACUCCCAGUUGCUUUGUAGCUAUAUACAAACUUUACAUUAUAUGCCCCUCACCAGAUAGUGGUUAGAAUUAGUAUUGGGUGAACUUUAAAGUGUUCUUAGUUUCAUUUCCGAUCACAUCCCAAAAGUCUGGAUUCUUAGCCAGACUUUAGCUGAACAAUCCAGACAGCCUGAGACCUGCAAAGAUCCUGAUCCUUUCAGCAGAUGGAUGUAGGUAGACCUUUGCUCUCACAAGUCCAAGACUGUGGCCUUGUGCGAGAAAUCUCAUGAGGUUUCAGGCCAGGAAGCAUCAUAAAAACCAUUUGUGGCAUAUUAGCUCAGAACUUGGCCUUUCAGUUCUUGGCUGGAAUCAGGACUAUUACAGAGAUACACACAAGGAAAGUGAUCUUUUCAAAACUUACCAUCCUUUUUCCAACAGGGGGAAGCAUCACAACUGUGUUUUUUAAUUUUCCUUCAAAUCAGGUUGCCCCACCCUAUUUAAUUCCUAAGGUGGGAUUUUCGAAAGCACUCGAUGUCAGCCUAAUUCUGCUUCUGUUGACUUUAUUAGUAAAAAUGCCAUUGACUGCAAUGGGAACAGAGUUAAACCAACACUGAGUGCUUUGGCAAAUCCCAUCAUAAAUGGCUUCACACACACAUAGUCAUUGGAUGUGCGAGGUGAAGAAGAUAGGAGCAGGGAUCAGUCAGAUCCACGUAUGUGACCCAUAAAUUUGUGGGGUGCUCCCGGGACUUAAGGAGAGUGUUGCAUACACGCAGAGGUCCAGCCACACAAAACCAAUUUGAGGGUCAGGACUAAUAAUAAUCACAAAAAGUAUUUUAAAAACGUUUAACAGCAGCAUUGUUAAGCUGGCUACUUGGGGACAGAUUUUGAAAAACUAGCUGCUUAGUCUCAGUCCGGUUCCUGGUGGCCACAUCAUCAAAUCCAGGACCAAUCAUCACUAAUUUGUACCUUUGUUGCUAGUCUCAGCAGAGAAUUAGGGAACUGAAUGGCCCAUGGUAACUCACAGACCUUCUCACACCCAGAGGUCAGGGUUUAGGCCCAUUUGUGAGGUCGGGCAGUGGAGAGAAAGCUUGCUCUGCCUCUGCCCGUUCUAUCUGUUCUAUGGAUACAGAGAGCGCAUCAGCCUCCAGUGUUUUCAGUCCAUCAUCAGCACUGAAUUUUAAAGAGAAUCUUGCCAUGUUCACUGUGGCACAGACUAUGUAACUACUCAGUCUGCAUGUAUAAUGGAGGGGGGUGGAAUCUGAGCUUUGCAGUCUUAUUUCUCAUUGAGGGCUCUGGAGGGGAUUUGUCUGGGUAAAAUACUAUAGUAUUAUUACUGACAUUUAUUACCUCGAGUUAAUGGCUGUUACGAGGAGGAAAAGAAACCCUUCUCCUCUAUCACAGUUUAAUGGGAGAAUAGACCUUGAAGUGGACAAAGCCCCCACUGCCUGGGGUCUGAGCCCCGUGGGGCCACCUGAACUACUGCACGACACCACCCUUCCAAAGUGCCAACCAAGAAUAACAUUAGUGCUACAGUAAUUGCAUACAUGGGUAAUACACCAUCUUUGUCAUGGAGUCACAGUGUCUGUCUCAGUGCAUGGACAAGCUGUCACUCAGCGUUCCAAAUGGAAACAAGCGGAACAAAUGUAAGAGACUGGGCCCUGCAGUAUUCAAAUGCAUGAACCGAUGGGAUUGAUCACAAUGGCUUGCAAGCCCUUUUGAGUUGAAACUGCAAUUGCAUGGUCUUAAUUCUGACAAAAGUUCAUUUUCAGAUGUGAUAAAUGUGCCUGUCCUUACAGAUCAAUUAACUUGUAACUGUGUUUGUAUUUCAUUUUGUUUAUUUAGACCGAUUUCUUUGGUGUCUGAAAUACUAUGAGCUGGCCUGUCUUUCUCUCUCUCUCUCUCUCUCUCUCCACAUAUACAUAUAUAUAUAUAUAUAUAAACCCAACUCAUUCUCUUUCUGAACUGCAAUGUGCGUGACUGUUACCUGGAACUGUUUGUUCCUUUGUGCUUAUACUUAAUGUAAUGCAUAGAGAAACUACCUGAGCAACUAGAUCUGUGUGGCCUUUCCAGAGCAUCAGUCUGAAAGAUUCGGUUUUCUUCCCAGGCUGCUCAGCUCUGUAGGUCCAGCUGUGCUGCUUGCACCUUUUGUUAUUUUAGGAAUGAAGUGCUAUUUUAUGGUGCAAACACUGCUGGAGCUUGCUCCUAACUUUCAGAAUUGCUUGAGUUUUAAUUGUCUUUUGCUAGGAAAUGCAUGGCAUUCUAAAUGUUAUGUCCAGUGCUGCCAUUGUUCCUUCAAUAGCAGAGAAGCCAAUGAUGCUUUCUACUUAAAAAAACAAUUACAGGCUUCAUUUUUCAGUAGCAUGGUUUGUUGUUAUCACUUUUCAAUGGCAACAGCUAAAUGACUGCUCUGUUGCUUGAAUGUUAUGAAAGAUUCCUCGACCCAUUUCAUGGACAGACUUGAUAUACAGCAAAUGGACCAAAUUCCUCUUGGGUGUAACUCGAGUGGAGUUCCACCAUUAAUCCUUUGGAUCCACAGGGCCCAAUCCUCAUCUUGUGUAAAUCAGCAUAGUUUCACUUAAACCAAUGGAACUAUGCUGUGUGUUCACCAGCUGAGGAGCUGAUCCAUGAGUGGGGUUUUUUUUAAUACCGAUUGGAAUUUAGAUUCUUCAAGGUUCACUACGUGUAAAGUCUCCAUUCAAAAGGCAAAGCAUCUGAAUAGUCUGAGUAUGUAAUUGGUUUCAUCAUUAAAUGGGUCAAGUAAAUUCAUUUCACCCUGUCUGUUAAGCUUUUUUUAUUUAUUUACUUUGUUUAUUUUUUCCUUAAUGUUCAUCCAAGCAAAGAUUUUUACUGCACGUGUAGAAUUUUCACACACAAACAAAUAUAUCCUGAACACUGGUUCGGUUUGCACAGGUAUUUGUUCAUUUUCAGUGCAGUGUUUUUUAUUGUUAUUAUCGCAGUGGAACUUACCCAGAAAUUCUCAUUGUCACUAGAAACUGCGUGGGUUAAAUCCACAGGCCAUAGGAUUACUGUUCAUGGUGACGGCAGAAGCAGAUGGCACAUCACUUGUACACAGACACCUGUUUUGGCGGGGGAGGGGAGAGACCAUGUCCGAAUCUUCUGACAAUUUCAUGCUCUUGCAUAACAUGUGGAAACAAAGGUUAGGGAUUGCUCACCACUUCCAGUAAUGAAUUCACUUGAGUAAUCCUGACAUGUACCUGCAAAUUAGUGUUAAAUGAAAACUGUUUGUGCUGUAAUCCCGUUUAAUAUAUUGUUGGUAAUGUCAGCCGUGUUGUGGUUCAGUUGGACUGUCAGAAUGUGUAAACUAUUUACUAGUGUUUGUGGAACUGAAGUGUCUUAAAUGUUGCAUGAAAAACGUUAUAAAAAUAGAUUUGUUUUCUAUUUUUGAACACCUCUGAACUGAGGGAACAUGGGCCAAUAAGUGCAAUAUUUAAUGACUUACUCAGUGUAUAUAAAUUCGUAUGAAAGGGAGAAGUGUCAUGUAUGUGUGAUAUGGUGUCGAUGAUGGCUGUGUGGCUUAUUUAAAAGAUGUCUAGUAGCUGUAAGAGUCUAGUAGUGAAAUUUAUACAGUAAAUACUUUAUCAGUGUAGUGUAAGAAUAAACUAUUCUUAAUUCAUUUAAACUAUUUUUCAUAUAUGAGACAACAGUAACAGACGUCCGUACCUUUACCGCAAGUGCAUGUCAAUUUUACUUUUAGAACUGUGAGUGUCCUUUCCCAAAAAAUGAUUGUGGUAUAUCACUAGUAGUGGGGAGACCUUUUCUCAAUCAAAAGAUACCUUUAG